AUGGCUUCGAUUCGUCCAAAGUUUUCGUCUUUAAGUUUAGAAGUUAUUGAAUGGUGUCAAAAUCUAAAAAUUCUUGAAGAAAAACUUGAGAAAAAUCAAUCACAAAAUGGAGGAGAAAUUCUACUAAAUAUGAUACUUAUAGAAGAAGAAUUUCUUAGAGAGGUUUUAAUCCUUAGCAAUAAUCCUUUAACGUACUCAUUAACCACUGCACAAUUCCAUUUGAUUAAAGCAGCUUGCCUGGUUAUACGUAAAACGCGUUUAUGUUUGCAACGAAUUGAAGAAUGUACUCCAAUAAAUGCACAACCAGCGUUAUUCCACGCUUUUAUUUAUUAUGGACAAGAUCUUAUUGGCGGGGAUCCACGUACUGAUCCUGUCAUUUUAUUCCACCGAUGGACAAUUAGAUCAAAAUAUAAACACAUAGACUUUGGGUAUGAAUUUGAUAAAGGUGAAAAAUCAGUUAAAUUAUUGGAAAAUCUUUAUCAAUCUUUGUCAAAAGAAUUUGAGGAUUCUGCUACGAGUACGGAUGUUCCUAGUCCUACUUCUAUAUCGAUCCAUAACAUAUUCCGAUGUCAAUUAGCAUAUGAACUAGGGGAAUAUUAUUUUUCAGCUGAUAAAAGGAAAUCUAUCGAAUAUUUAUGUAAAUGUAGACUUUCGGAUGACAAAUAUUUUGAAGAAUAUAAUUCAUUUUGUGAUGUAAACAUAUCACGUGUUGAUAAAUUAAUCAGAGCUCAAUUGGAAGUCCUAACAGUACUUUCCCCAGAACAACAAAUUAAUCACUUUAUACAAUUUGGACAAGACUAUGAGGGCAUUUUCUUGGUGAUGCUUAGAGCACUUUUGGAUAAUAUAUCAUUAAGAAUUUCCAAGGAUUUUCGAAACAUGGUAGUUUAUAAUGCGUUCAAUAAAGGUCAAAAAAAAUCUGCUAUCAAGAUUUCCAUAUGUAAUGCUUUCGAAUUGCCGCCAGGUUCAUCUUCAGAGGAAAUGAUAAAUUUGGUUCCAGAACAAUGUUUUCAUCAUCUUAAUCAUAAUUUUGAUGAGCGUAUAAUUGAAGAGAUAGUUAAGUUAAUCAAGACAUUAUAUGGUAACUUUCCCGGUUCAAAGAUGAGUGAGAGCCAAAAAAACUUUGUUUCUAGCUUUUUCAAAAAUAUCGACAAUAGUAAAGUUUGGAAAAUUCUAAAAAAGAUCGAAGGUUUCGAAUUUGUACAAUAUCCACUUGAACAUUUCUUUGAUGAAAUCGCACAAUUUAGUCUUAAAUAUAAGAAUUAUAAAUCUGGGAAUUUGGAGUUAAUUGAUGAUACUUCUACUAAUAAGUUAGACGUUGAACUCGAUUCUUUAUUAAAAGAGUUAAAUCUGGUGAGUCCGGAACGCCACGAAGCAAAUAAUGAUGUUGAUAUAUCUAUAGAGGAAGUCAACCUAAAUCAAACAAAACAGCAACGUUGGUUGGAGAUCACGGACUCAAUAAAAAAAUUACGAGAAGAUUUAGAUGUUGGAAACAUUGAAGAGAUUGAAAAUUUAUGCAUCGAUACUCUCGACAAAUAUGGAAUUAUGGAAUUUCAAAUUUUGAAAGAUUUAUCUUGUGAAUUAAUGGAAUUUUGCCGCUGGCAAUUUCUUAAACAAUUUUUAAAGAAUGUACAAAAGUUGAGACUUAAAGAUGAAUUCAAGAACAAAAUAAUCGAGCAUUUUCGAUUUUGUAAAAUAAUGACAUCAUGUAUUGGGAUCUUGGAGCCAUUUACAGAAUUUUCACAAGAUAUUUCAAAUGGUUUUGAUGCUACAAUGUAUAAAAAACAGUUUGAUAUAAUGUCUAACAUAAGCUCUGAUGAUAUUAAAAAUUUGAGAGCGUAUUCGAUGAAAUUUUUUAAGGCGCUAUCUUCUAGAGGAAUAGCUUAUAAGGAACAUGUCUUUGAAGUUAUUGCUAAUCUUGUACAUCAAAAAUGGAUUCACCAAGUUAUCGGAAGUAUGCUUGCUGGAUAUUUAUGUGGACGGCAACGUGAUCAGAAAUUGAAGCAAGUUAAUCCCAUGCUUUACGGUCCAUUAACAAUCAUAAUGAUGCCUGCUGAUUGUGCAGUAAGAUAUUGGCCAGAUAUAUCAUUUCGCAUGUUGCAAGUCUUGAACGAAAAUAUUAAACCAAUUAGGUUUGAUUUGUCUUAUGCAUUAAUGCAACUUUGCUUUGAAUCGAGGAAAAACAAUUUUCCUAAAUAUAUUUAUGAACUUCGCCUAGCUGAUUUAUAUCAUUUGCAAGGCUUUACUUCAAAAUCACUUAGGAGUAUCAUGAACGCAUUUAUUUCACACUCUUCUUUCUAUAUGAAUAUGAAAAAUAUUGAAGAUAAUAUCUGGCAUUCUUAUGCAAUUCCCAAAAUGAUUCAAUGUUGCCUAUCUAAAAAAGAAAUGAUUGCUGCAUUGGUAUGGCAUCAAUUUAUACGGGGUAACGUUACUUGGCAGGAAAAAUAUACAUUAACCACUAAAGUCAUUAAUAAUGGAAUAUUGCAAUCUUCAAUAUUUACUAGAUUUAUAUAUGAAACCAAAUUAUUAUUACAUGUUGUCGACACUUUGCAUAAAGAAGGAGAGCUUUCUAAAUGCAGUCAAAUCAUCGAAUGGCUAAAAUCUUCAAUACAAGAAGAGACACCUUCAAUUGCUAACAGUUCUUAUAUUAGCUUUGAUGCAUCUUUGCUAAGUGGUAAACAUGGUGACUCUACAUACAGAUUAAAAAAGAAAUUAGUUGGAGUGGAUAUCGACCCAAAUUAUCGCAAAGUUAAAAUUGAUGAAUUACAAUUUGAAUUUUUGAAAACAUUUAGCUUAUGGAUUGAUGAACAAUUAAAGCUGUAA
Messenger RNA from Funneliformis geosporum, 2820 nucleotides. NCBI's taxonomy places the organism in Eukaryota, Fungi, Glomeromycota, Glomeromycetes, Glomerales, Glomeraceae. The record is from the annotation of a GenBank genome assembly.